This is a messenger RNA of Cryptotermes secundus, 1351 nucleotides long. RefSeq lists its product as uncharacterized. The transcript has 4 exons. Bases 279 to 941 code for a protein of 220 amino acids. The record is from RefSeq and is a predicted model, not a curated record. Lineage: Eukaryota; Metazoa; Arthropoda; Insecta; Blattodea; Kalotermitidae.
UUAUGGCGACUGUCCGCCAAAUGGGUGCUAUAAGGGUUAUGUCACCUGUCGGCUUUGAGAGAUUAGGUUAAGACAUAUGCCCGAAGAAACUGCUUUGUGUAAUGAAAAGAAAAUGUUCCGUGGUGAUAACUAUGAAUUUAAUACCUCUUGAACUGAAAUAUUAUGCAGUUUCGUGUUUCAUUAGCACUGAAAACAGAACUAAAGUUGCUGUGAAUUUUUUAAUAAAUAUGAUGAAAGUGAGAAGUAGUUAAUGUUUAUAAUACAAAAGGGCAAACAGCAUGAGAAUUACACUAACACGUGCUUUGUCAGCACUGUGCCUAUCGACUGUUGUUUUGCUUAUGUGGACUGUAUUGAGGCAAAGUCAUGUAAAACAUUUCACGCAAACAUGCCAUCAUCCUGAGCAAUUCCAAGAAGAACUUCACAAACUUGCAAAUAGAGUUCAUCGUGUCCUAUCUGCAUUAGGCCUCUCACACUUUCUGUGCUAUGGCUCACUGUGGGGCCAGAUCCGAAUCUCACGGUCACUACCAUGGGAAGCAGAUGUUGAAUUCUGCCUUCUUAAUGAAGAAUUAACCAAAUAUGACGAAGUAUUCCUAGUUCGGACAUUUAAGAAACAUAAUCUUCAGCUAACAUACAACUCAGGGGAAGGAAUGUAUGGUGUGAAGGACCCUGCAUUUGGUGGUGCAUCUGUGCAGCUUAUUGUUUUUGAGGAGGAUCCGUUGAUUGGCAUGUUACGUCGUGUGGGAUGGAAGCGUCGAAUGCUGCCGCCAGACUGUGAAGGAAUGACGUCUCUAGAAUGUUUUCCUCCAAGACUUAUUGCACCGCCACUACCAGUAAAAGAGUUCGGAGGUUUCGUGUUCCCCGUUCCAAGAGAAGGAAUCGAGAUACAGAAGUAUCAUUAUCAGGAUAACUGGUGGAAAGAAGUUCUGCCCAAAAACUGUUAGAUGGAUGAAGACAAGCAUGCAGAAAUGGGGUCGUCAUGAAGCGUGAACUUAGUUCGUUUUGUUAUGGCUGCUGCUGUCUUAUGGCAGUGAAAGCAGCAUUACAUCACAUUCACUUUAUGACUGUUGUUGCUACUGAUGUCAUUAUUUUUGUGGGAUACUGGAAUAUGUAGAAAGAUUGAUUGUUUACCUUAAGGUUUCUGGAAACAAUGCACUACACUGCAGUUACACUGAACAAUGCCCAUACACUUAGGUAUUUUUAAUGUACAAGGCAUUUUGUAACUUUGUUUCACACCAGCUGUCAUUACACUGUCAGAUCUUUUUAUUACUAGCACUACCACUUCUGCUACUACCACCACCACCACCACCACCACCACCACCACUACUACUACUAUUACUACCACCACCACUAC